AUGAGGAUGAAUCCAAAGAGAAACUGCAUCAACGGCGACGACACGUUUAGGGUUCAUCAUGCUGGAAGAGGAAACCGGGUCAGAAUGGAUGUGGAUUUGGGCUUCAGUGGCGAUUUGAGGUCCAUAAAUCCCUUCCCCGUAAAUGAGCAUUCACUUAAACGCAAGAAAGAAGCAGUUGUUGUUGGUGUUGGAGUGAAGUUUUCCCAGAAGGAGAACGUGUUCUUCCACUUCCAGUUUUCUCAAAACUUGUUGGAUGCUCCGGGCUCAUGCGUUGUUGAAGUGACUGCAGAUGGUAAUUGUUUCUUUAGGUUAACGACCCUAAAAUCUAUGGAAACUGAUGGUACAUGGGCUGGACAUAUGGAAUUGCAGGCAGCUUCUCCUGUAACGCGUAGUAAUGUAUGCAUUCAUCGGGUGAGCAGCCCUCGGUGGUACAUAAGAAAUUUUGGGGAUCGUGGAAUUCGUAUGAUCCAUUUGUCUUAUCAUGAUGGGGAGCAUUAUAACAGUGUGCGGUUAAAGGAUGAUCCUUUUGAUGGACCUGCAAGGCCAAUUGUAAUUAAGGCUGAUGCUGAUCUUUCAGUACCAUCACAUCAAACAAAAGUUGUGGACAACAAACCCCAUGGGCGAGCUGGUAGGGAAGCUUUCCAACCAGGGUCCAUAAGGAUGGUUAUGGCAGGAACUGGAUGUGAAAAUGCUGAAAAAGUGGAACAGAUUCUAGAGCAGGUAAAUGGAGAUGUCGAUGCUGCAAUAGAGUUUCUAAUAGCAGAACAAAGAACAGAAGAAUGCUCUGCAAACUCUGAUUCCCUUCCAAGUCAGGCUAAUACUCACAGUAAUGUAUUCUUGUAUAAUAAAUGCAUUUUGUACUUUCUACUAUACUGUUAGAGGGAAAACUAGCAUAUUUUCAUGUUAUUGGCAAUUUUUUCUCUCUCUAUCAUAUUAUGUCUUAGUAGGAUUCAUACUUGUUUAUGUUUAUGCAUUAGCAUUUAUUAUAAACUAUUAUGAUUAGUAGAAAAGAAUUGAAUUUUUUGUUCUAUUGUAACUCUUAUCUCAAAUUUCAAGCAUUUGCUGGUGUUGAUGAAAAUAAGAAUCAUAAACAGCACAAAGAAGACAUGGUAGAGGACAGCACUAAUGAUGAAUCAAAUAAUAGCUCCAAGAAGACCAAUAAUAAUAUCACAUUGCAAUCAAAUGACAUGGUUUUCUAUUUUCUUCUAUUUUUGGUUUAUUGGUGUUUACUUUAAUCCCCUGGGGGGACGGGGGAUGAUCCAAAAUAAAUAUGCUUUUCAUAGAUGGUGUUCUAAUAUUAUGAUGAUAUGAUCUCCUUUGGCAUGCUUUUGUUUGUUGUUCUAACUGCCUCUUCUUUGUGGGGUUAACCACAAGAUUCCUAGAAACAAGGUCUGCCCGUGUGGUUCCAAAAAGAAAUACAAAGCUUGUUGUGGAUCUGCUUUGGGGAAACAAUCGGCUAAGUUUGUUGUGUAUGUGCCUUGGACUUUUCUAUUGCUCUUUUAAAAGUUUCAACUAUUGAGCUAAUGUAUGCAGAGUGUCCAGAAAUUUUUUCCCCGGGAGCUCACAUGAUGUUCUUUGGAUUUAAGUUUGUUGGUUUGAUUUAGUGUGCUACAAGAAUGUAAUCGGGUAGAGUUCCACAGUAAAAGAUUUUAAUGUGUGGGCCAAUAUAUUUGUUGUGUCAGUAACCAAGUAGCUGACUCAAAAAGGGGGUUUCUGCAAAAGCUGAAGUACCUUGUGAAUAUGACUUGGUAACACCUGACAUGGGUACACUUUGUAUUUGAAUUGAUAAUACAUAAGUUAGUUUUGUGCUUCCCCAGAGGAGAUAAACUGCUGAAGGUCAGUAAGUUUUGGCUGUACAUUCCAGUGAUUUGCAAGUUUACUGAAUGGCAUAUAAAGAGAACUCUACCAUAUUUUUUAGUCAUUGCUCUUGUUAUGUCAACUGGUUGAUAUAUGACAUCAUAAUUCGCAUGUUUCAAUUGAAAGUUUUUAAUUCUUCCCAGAUCGUUCUACCUAUAAUUGAGCUCUUCACAACUAAAAUCCUCUAUUCAUACUCAAGAUUUCCAAAUAGAAGGUACUUUAUUUUCUUUCCUUCUAAAUGAGGCAUAGCUUUUAGUAAUCUAACAUGACAACUUGGCUUCCAAGAUGCUAGCUAGAGUUGUAAUAAUUAUGCUGUUAUCGUGCCUUCAAUAUAUAGCACUUUAUAGUUUAUAUAUAGGCUAUACUCAAAAGUGCAUCUUGUGUCCUUGUAAUAUCAAAUAUUAGGAGAUAGCACUACAUGGGGUAUUGUUUUCCCGAUAUGUGGCUUCCUUUUUGUAAACAGGUUUACUUUUGACAGAAACAAUAUCAUGAACAAGAAAAGGAUGUACAAAAGGAGAAAUAGUGUUAUAAGAAUCAUUUAUAAUUUUUGUUGCUUUGGGAAGAACGUGGAAGUCUUGAUCACUCUUUUCAUGGGAAAUGUCGUGUGAGAAUCAGUUUGUCUAAAAUAUAGGUGUUAGAAAUAUUAUUGAUGAUGAUUUGUAGUCAAAAAGUUCAGCUGAACAAGGGUCCUUUCUUCUCUUGACAUUUUUGGCUAGAGUCAAUGAACCUAAUCACCCAGAAUAGAGAAAAAGAUAUUUACAUCAUAUCAAUAGUCUAAGAC
This is a messenger RNA of Glycine soja, 2638 nucleotides long. Its product is annotated as OTU domain-containing protein 3-like. The record is from RefSeq and is a predicted model, not a curated record. Gene Ontology annotation, molecular function: cysteine-type deubiquitinase activity. The transcript is spliced from 9 exons. Gene Ontology annotation, biological process: protein deubiquitination. Bases 1 to 879 code for a protein of 292 amino acids. Lineage: Eukaryota; Viridiplantae; Streptophyta; Magnoliopsida; Fabales; Fabaceae.